AUGCCUCUCUCAGUUCCUCCGAAAACCCUCACUUCCCCAAUCCCCCAUGGACCCUCUUCCUCUUUCCCUUCCAUUUCCAAACGUCCAUACUUCAUCACCCUUCUCCCUCUCAACCGCACAUUCGCCUGCAAAAGCCUCGAAAUCGCCGUGCCUAGCCCCUCCCUUCAUUCCAACGUAGGACCAAAUUCCAAACACGUCGACGUCACCACUCUUAGCAACCUCUGCGUCGACAUCGUCCUCAAUGUCCCGCAGCUUCCCCCUCCCUCCCCCGUGCUACGCAAAGCUUUCAUGGACCGUUUGGCCAUGUCUCCCCCGGACAAGAAAUAUUGGGAAGCUGGCGGGAACUGCAAUAUGGCUAUAGCAGCUGCAAGGUUGGGACUCAAUUGCAUAUCAAUUGGUCAUGUGGGUAAUGAAAUCUAUGGGAAGUUUCUGUCAGAUGUGCUUCACAACGAGGGCAUUGGUUUGGUUGGGAUACUUCCUAAUGACAAUAAUAACAAUACCAUCGAUAGCUCUAGUAGUGGUAGUGCUUCUUAUGAUACUCUUCUAUGUUGGGUUCUGGUUGAUCCUCUACAAAGACAUGGUUUUUGCAGUCGGGCUGAUUUUAGCAAGGAGCCUGCAUUUCACUGGUUGAGUAAAUUGCCCAACAAAGUUAAAAUAGCUAUUGAAAAUUCAAAGGUCUUGUUCUGUAAUGGAUAUGGCUUUGACGAGCUCUCUCCUGAUGCAAUACUCUCAGCAAUGGAAUAUGCUGUCGAAGUUAGCACAUCAAUCUUCUUUGAUCCUGGACCACGUGGAAAGGAACUCUUCACUGGGACCCCGGAUGAACAAAGAGCUCUCAACCAGUUACUGAGAAUGAGUGACGUUCUUCUUCUGACUUCGGAUGAGGCUGAAUCAUUAACUGGCAUAGAAGAUCCAAUACUAGCAGGGCAGGAGUUUCUCAAAAGAGGGAUCCGCACAAAAUGGGUGAUUGUAAAGAUGGGUUCUCAGGGUUCAAUUCUAAUUACGGCAUCGAGUAUAGCUUGUGCACCUGGAUUCAAGGUGAAUGUUAUUGAUACUGUUGGAUGUGGAGACAGUUUUGUAGCUGCUAUUGCCUAUGGUUUUAUACAUAAUAUGCCACUGGUUAAUACAUUGGCAAUUGCUAAUGCAGUGGGAGCUGCAACAGCCAUGGGAUGCGGUGCUGGUAGGAAUGUAGCAACCCUGGAGAAGGUAGUGCAAAUAUUAAGAUCAUCAAACCUCGGCGAAGAUGAUGAAUUUUGGAUUAACAUACUUGAAAAGAAUGUGGUAUCUCAGGAAAUAACAUAUCUGUCAAAUGUUAUGAACGGAAACAGAAACCAUCUUAACCUUGUCUCAUUUGACGAUGUUGCCUCAGAACUUUUGCCCAGGCUUGAACUUCCACAAACAGUAGGGAAUGUGCCAACUUGCUAG
Molecule: messenger RNA, 1422 nt
Organism: Sphenostylis stenocarpa
Lineage: Eukaryota; Viridiplantae; Streptophyta; Magnoliopsida; Fabales; Fabaceae
Source: the annotation of a GenBank genome assembly